Messenger RNA from Amphimedon queenslandica, 960 nucleotides. RefSeq names its product NACHT, LRR and PYD domains-containing protein 9-like. Gene Ontology annotation, molecular function: small GTPase binding; GTPase activator activity. The record is from RefSeq and is a predicted model, not a curated record. The coding region runs from base 70 to 723 and encodes 217 amino acids. Gene Ontology annotation, cellular component: nucleus; cytosol; perinuclear region of cytoplasm. Gene Ontology annotation, biological process: nucleocytoplasmic transport; activation of GTPase activity. The transcript is spliced from 2 exons. NCBI's taxonomy places the organism in Eukaryota, Metazoa, Porifera, Demospongiae, Haplosclerida, Niphatidae.
AGGAAUGAUUCAUCUAGUAAUGAUGAGAAAGCUUCUCUUUUCUUGGAGACUAUUAAUGAUGAUCCUAUUAUGAUAUCUGCACUGAGAGAAGACAAGGAACAAUAUGAUAAAGGUAUCGCUGGGAAAGUGGAUUGGAACAGGAACAGGGUAAUCCUUAACUCUCCAUCUCUGGCUCAGUGUAAUGAAGUGAUUAGUAAUAUUACUGAUAAUCAUAAGAAAAUUGGUCUCCAUUCCUCAUCUACUAAUAGCACACUAUCUUUGUUAUCAUCAAGUAAGCUGUAUACACUAAACCUGAGGAGACUUGAGAUAUAUGGCUCUCCAUUAACUAAUGACUGUAUCCAGCACUUGUGUAAACUACUAACUAAUGAAACACUACCAGAACUAGUCAUCAGAUACCACUCCAUUAGUGACAGAGGAGUUAUUAAUAUUUAUGAAGCACUUGAACAUAACUCUACACUUAUCUUAUUAUCUUUAUCUGAUAAUCCUCUCAUUACAUCAAGCAGUGCAGAGGCUUUUUCUCACCUCCUCGACAAUAACUCAUCACUAAAAAUAAUUUAUCUAAGUUAUACCUCAUUGUCUACUGAGUCAAUACUCCUCAUUCUCAAGUCGCUAUCAUGUAACACAAAUGUUACAAAAAUCUGGCUAGACUUGCGACACAAAGAGACUUGUAUUAAGACCUUUCCUGACUAUCACCUCAUAGAAGGCAGAAUUAACUGGGGGUAAUAAAUCACUUUUCAUUGACUGAAAUCUCUUAAUUUUAUAUGCCUACUGUACAUGUAUACCAUAGUCUUUAUUUAUGCCUAUACUCACUAUAGUUAUUAAAUUAAUUUUUCAUUUUUUGCUUUAAUCAUGCAGAUUAUUGUUCCCCUAAUCAAAUAGGGUAUGCAUACAUUUACUUGUAUGUUAUGGCAUUGAAAAUAAUUACUACUUUGAUUGUGUUAUUAUAAUGACUAAUGUAUU